Molecule: messenger RNA, 227 nt
Organism: Aspergillus pseudonomiae
Lineage: Eukaryota; Fungi; Ascomycota; Eurotiomycetes; Eurotiales; Aspergillaceae
Exons: 1
Source: RefSeq, a predicted model, not a curated record
ACAUGUAUGCAAGAUAUACAUAUUUAUUUCAGCUGCUACUUUACAUUUCAGGCAUAUAUGCGAGCAUUCUACCAUGCUGGAUAUUCGGGUGUUCUCUAUCUCGAUUGGAGGAUCCUGAACGAUAUAAAAACGGUUUCUAUCGUGGGUGUAACAGAGACGUACAGUAUAUCUCCAUAAUAUAGCGCCCUCUAGAGAGCUAAUCCGGAGACUAGUGCCUUUUAUUCUCA